Benincasa hispida (wax gourd) is the source of this 333-nucleotide messenger RNA. RefSeq lists its product as uncharacterized. The record is from RefSeq and is a predicted model, not a curated record. Lineage: Eukaryota; Viridiplantae; Streptophyta; Magnoliopsida; Cucurbitales; Cucurbitaceae.
AUGUGGGCAUGUAAGAAGCUGAAGUUCGAUUUAGCUAGUGCGGGGAAAGUUCGGAAGUUACAAUUGAAUCAGUUGAUCAAAUGGCAAAGGGAUGUCUAUGAGAAUGCCAAGAUAUAUAAGAAGAAAACCAAGAAAUGGCAUGACGAACACAUAAACGACCGUACAUUCACCAAAGGCCAACAGGUACUGCUAUUCAAUGCACGACUGCGACUGUUCCCUGGGAAGCUAAAAUCUGGAUGGUCUGGGCCAUUCCGAAUCAAGACCAUCUUUCCUCACGGCGCAGUGGAAUUAACAACUUUGGAUGGGAGCAGCGUAUUCAAAGUCAAUGGUUAG